Sander lucioperca (pikeperch) is the source of this 1034-nucleotide messenger RNA. Its product is annotated as eukaryotic translation initiation factor 4E type 2-like. Gene Ontology annotation, molecular function: translation initiation factor activity; RNA 7-methylguanosine cap binding. Gene Ontology annotation, biological process: translational initiation. Gene Ontology annotation, cellular component: eukaryotic translation initiation factor 4F complex; cytoplasm. NCBI's taxonomy places the organism in Eukaryota, Metazoa, Chordata, Actinopteri, Perciformes, Percidae. The transcript has 7 exons. The record is from RefSeq and is a predicted model, not a curated record. The coding region runs from base 153 to 830 and encodes 225 amino acids.
CCGCACAUGCGUACUAGCAGCAGCUGUUAGCAGAGAGCCGCGGCCGCACGAGGAGGCAGAGCAGCGAGAUAAAGUGGAAUAACAACAGAAUAAAGAGAAGAAAAGAGAGAAUAAAGGAGAGGUUGGAGAGAGAAGAGCGAGCCGGAGGAGGGAUGAACCAGCUGGAGCGUCCAAAAGACGAGGAGGACCAGGAGGAGACAGACUGUCACCAUGACAACAGUGAUGGGACCAACAAUAACAACAACAACAACAGACGCAAGACGGUGUGUCCCGGUGCAGGAGAGCACCCGCUGCAGUAUAACUACACCUUCUGGUACAGCAGGAGAACUCCCAGCCGGCCGGCCAGCUCUCAGAGCUACGAACAGAACAUCAGACAGAUAGGCAGCGUGGCAUCGGUGGAGCAGUUCUGGAGGUUCUACAGUCACCUGGUGCGUCCCGGUGACCUGAGUGGACACAGUGACUUCCACCUGUUCAAAGAGGGAAUCAAACCCAUGUGGGAGGACGAGUCUAACCGCAGCGGGGGGAAGUGGAUCAUCCGACUGCGUAAGGGCUUAGCCAGUCGGUUCUGGGAGAACAUCAUCCUGGCCAUGCUGGGGGAGCAGUUCAUGGUGGGGGAGGAGAUCUGUGGAGCCGUUGUCUCCAUACGCUUCCAGGAGGACAUCCUGUCCAUCUGGAACAGGACGUCCAACGACCAGACGACGACAUCCAGAAUCAGAGACACGCUGAGACGAGUCCUGAACCUCCCGACCAACUCCAUCAUGGAGUACAAGACCCACACAGACAGCCUCAGGGACAACUCGAGCUUCAGAAACACAAAGAUUUCCCUCUGAAGACCUCCUGACCAAUCAGGACGCAGAUCACCAUCCUGCUCUGCUCUGUGUGUGUGUGUGUGUGUGUGUGUGUGUGUGUGUGUGUGUUGACUGGACCAGUAAACUAACUGAACUGAAGUAGAUUGAUUGAUUGAUUGAUUGAUUGAUUGAUGAUCAGCAGCUGAAUAAUAAUGUCACUGACUCCAGACUGUAGAACAGGAGAGA